Neurospora tetraspora is the source of this 2175-nucleotide messenger RNA. Its product is annotated as LMBR1-like membrane protein-domain-containing protein. Bases 1 to 2175 code for a protein of 724 amino acids. The transcript has 2 exons. The record is from RefSeq and is a predicted model, not a curated record. Gene Ontology annotation, cellular component: membrane. NCBI's taxonomy places the organism in Eukaryota, Fungi, Ascomycota, Sordariomycetes, Sordariales, Sordariaceae.
AUGGAAUUUGCUACGACGCAAUCGCCCGUGGCCUCAGAGGUGUUUGCCUCGGUCGCGCUUUUCGUCAUCUCGGUCAUCGUCCUCCUCAUCCUCCGACACUAUCUUCCGCUACGAACAACACCCGCCUACCUUCUAGUCCCCAUCUUCUUCGCAUUAUGUCUUCCGGCAAGCAUGGUACUGUUGGUACCCAUCGACCUGGCCUCGAGCGCCAUGGUCGAUGAUAUCGAUGCUCGGGGAAUCUGGUUGGAGCGCGGCCCAUUGCGCGUCUGCUGGAGAAUUGCCUACUGGCUCACCUUCUGUUUGACAUGGUUCAUCAUACCCAUCCUCGGCGAAUACUCAGAUUCCGGCUAUCGCGAUCCCCAGGCCAAAUUCCGAGACUCGCUUCGCGCAAACGCCCAGUACUAUGCCAUCGUCUUUGGCUCCGGAAUCCUGGGCUUGUUAUACGUUCUCUGGUCAUACGGUGGCUUUUCCGAAUCGCUCAAGAGCACCGUCAUGGCUCUCGCAUAUUGUUGGGGUCUCAUGCUGGCCAUCUAUCUUAUGGGGCAUGGCCUGGUCGCUAUCCCCCGUCGACUCUUUCGGAACGCCGACAUCAGUGGACGGCUGCGUAGGAUCCAGACGCAGGCUCCCAAGGUGUAUGAUCAGAUGGAGGAUGCACAGAUGAAUCUGGAUGAUCUGGAGAUGCAGGUAGCGGAGCUGAGCAAGCGCAGCAAAACCGGAACUGCAAAGAACUUCCAGGACUGGAUCGAGGAGUUGGUCGACCUGACUAACAUUCCAGAAUCACAACUCGCAAGCACGUCUGGCGCGGUCCGCGGCUCCGGGGAAUAUAUCAGGACCAAGCUUCCCACGGUAAUCACUGAGAAGUACAUGGCCGAUCUCACGAGACAGUUGAUUAGGGCCAAGCAUGCCCGCUCUCGCUACUUGAACGAUUGGAACAGACUUUUACAUGACGCCGUCAGAACACAAGCCAUCAUCGAUUCGGUUGCUUCCAAGAGACUGGACUUUGGUGCGCCUUCCCCAGGCUCCGGUUUCUGGGACAGGCACAGCCCCUUGACCCCCUAUACUCGCUUCCUCUACCACUACUACGUCCUUCCAUAUUUCAACCUGGCGUUUGGCGGUCUGCUAGCUCUUGCGUCAGUCUGUAUUGUGUGGUCCGAAGUUGUCAAGGGCAUUUUCCCCGUUCUCUCGGUCAUCCGCUACUCGGUUGUUCAUCACAAUGUCGGUCACAAGGGCCAGAUCGGGUUUGCCGGCCAAGUGAUUGCUGCCCUUUGGAUGGUAUACAUGUGCGCUGCCGCCUUGAUGUCCAUUACCCAAGUCAAGGUCUGGCGCGGUCGGGCACUGGUUCGUCGUCACACGGCGCCCGAGUCUGCCUUUUGGUACGCCAGCCAAGUUGCCCGCCUCAGCGUGCCACUCACGUACAAUUUCAUGACCUUCCUCGGCGUCGUCUACAAAGAUACGGUAUUCUACGAUUUUCUCGGCCAGCUUAUCAACCUUACGCCCCUCGGCAAGUGGUUCGACUACUUAUUUCCCGCUCUCAUCCUUGUCCCUGUGUGUUUCACCUUCUUUGGGCUCUACGGCAAGAUUCAACGAGCCCUCGGCUUCGGCGUUGAUGUUCUCGACACUUCGGAAUCCGGCGAUGAGUUUGGGGCCAACUUUGGUACCGGCACCUGGCGCGAGGGCCGUGAUCUCAUCGAGCGCGAACUCAACGGCUCGUCGGCUGCCAUCCGCGGCGGCCGCCGGUCACACUACACGAACUCAUCUUCUUCCUCACAGCCGCGGGCUGCUCCCAUCUUGACCAUUCGGGCCAACUCAACCCCGUACCCAUUACCGGGGAACCCUACAACCCCUCUCGCAACGUCGCCUAACUUGCGGCCGUUGGCGAACACUUCGGCCAGGAGGGUCGGGACGGCGUCGAGGCAAGUGACGUUGGCGAGUGAAGAUGACGACGAGAACUUCUUUGAGGCGCUGGGCCAUAGGCUCAAGAACACGAUUGAUACCAUAGAUAAACCAAAAUGGUUGACGGAUCUUCCGAAGCCCAAAUGGAUGGGAGGAGACACCAAUGCUGGUGGUGCUGGUGCCGGCUCUGGCUCUGGGGGGGAUAUCAGGAGGUGGUUUGGAGGUGGUGCUGGAGGAGGAGGGGGUAGCAGCAGUGGUGGUGGAGGGAGGAUAAGACUCUAA